AAACGAUAGCUACACAAUCUAUACUAUCCUUUUGCAGAGAGAGAAAGAGAGGUAUGGCCGUAUUGGAGCUCAAACCCAAGUAAGAUUACAGACCCAAAAGUGAAAUUUGUGUUCUUUUUGACUUGUCAGAUGAUGGUAAGGAAUACUGCAGCGAGAAGAAGAAGUUGACAAUAGACGUAUUCACAUGAAAACCAUAUCGUCAUUUUCACCGGUCUUGAAAUUUGUUUGUGGUAGCAGCAGCGGUUUUGGUUCUGGCCGCGGUUAUGGUAAUUGCAGUGGCUCUUGUUCCAAGAUUGUUGCCAAGAGGAGCAAGAAUACCAACCGACCUUCCCAGAAGGGUUCUGAACCAGCUCCACCUAGGAUUACAACAAAUGUCAAGCAUAGUUUGCAGGUUUUAAAGCACUGGAAUGACUAUCAGAAGAGAAAGGCUGGCACACCUAAACCUGCUACUAGUUACCGCCGAAAGAAGGCGGAGAAGGAAGACCUUCCGGAAGAUGAUUCAGAGCUCUAUCUUGACCCUUCUCUGCCACUUGACGACACAGACCAAGGCAUAGAGAUUGGUGUUCCUGUCUUGCUCGUUGAUGGUUACAACGUAUGCGGCUAUUGGGCGAAACUGAAGAAACAUUUUAUGAAAGGAAGACUUGAAAUUGCUCGCGAUAAGCUUAUUGCUGACCUAGUGACAUUCAGUACAGUUAGAGAAAUGAAAGUGGUAGUUGUAUUUGAUGCUAUGAUGUCUGGACACUCUACACACAAGGAAACUUUCCAUGGUGUUGAUAUCGUAUUUACAGGCGAUAUGUGUGCUGAUACAUGGAUUGAAAGAGAGGUUACCGCAUUGAAGGAGGAUGGAUGCCCAGAUGUUUGGGUUGUGACAUCUGAUCAUGUUCAUCAGCAAGUUGCACAUGGAGCAGGAGCAUUUAUUUGGAGUUGUAAGACCUUGGUUUCUGAGAUUAAUGAUACGGAUGAGGAGGUUGAGACGAGGCUUAAACAACAAAGUACUACAAAUUCUAUGCGAGGCAAGUUAUUAAGGCAUAAUCUGGAUCCGAAAGCCGUAGCUGCUCUCAACGAUCUGAAGAAGCAGCUUUUAAAAAACGAGUCGAAGUAGCUGAUCAGCUCGUUCUUUGGCUUAUCGAGUGCUUUCAAAAAUGCAUAAGAGAAUUUCCGGCAUCGGUUUUUCCCCCCCUACACUAGCUCUUUGAUUUUGAUUUUAUUUAACUGAGGUGUGUUCAGCUUUGUGUUUGUAAAUGUAUGCUAGGAUGCUGCAAUAGAGGCCAUUUAGCUGCAAGUAGGGGAUUAUCUCGAUAGACACAUAUUUUACGUUUCCGGUUGUGUACUCUUUCAGCGUACCCUUUUCGGUAGCGAAAUAAGCUACUUGAGCUCGAGCUUAUAGAAAAGCUGUUUGUACGUUGAAUAAA
Molecule: messenger RNA, 1412 nt
Organism: Rhododendron vialii
Lineage: Eukaryota; Viridiplantae; Streptophyta; Magnoliopsida; Ericales; Ericaceae
Exons: 10
Coding region: 185-1102 (305 amino acids)
Source: RefSeq, a predicted model, not a curated record